UCCGAGACCGAGAGUCAGGCGUUAGCGAUACUCGAUCGCGAGCCACGGCAAGGUGUAACGCGGGACGAGCAGCAACACGCCGUUGCUGGUGACGGUGACAGUGGCAGUGAUAGUGACAGUAACAAUUCCAGUAACGCCGAACAGUAACAGUAACAGUAACAGUAACAGUAACAGGAGAGGCGGUAACAGCGGCACUAACAGCGACAGUGACGGUUGCAAACGUUGCAGCUCGCACGCACGCACGCAAGCACGCACGAAUGCCGAAGCUCGAAUUACGUCCGACUCGUAUCGAUUGCGCGUAUUCAUUCAUUCUUUCCCCGUUUGCCAGGAAUAUUAUAUCAUAUCGCACGGCGCGUUGCAUUCCGAGCGUGACGUCGCGUUAAACGGAUAGUUCCGCGAGACGCAACGGCCGUGAACUCGGCAGAUCGGAAUCGCAGCCGGAAAUCGGUUGGAACUCGUCCGAAAAAAGAACAGGAGGAAAAUUAUAGCCGCGAGCCUCUAUCGCCGCGAGGAGAUUAGCCGGGAACAAAGAACAGUUGGAUUCCUGUUGCAUUUUCUUACAGCAAAGAAACUACAGUGGGCGCAAUUAUGCCGUAGCCCUGUUAAUCAGCGUGCAUCAAAAUUAGCCCAGUUAUAGUACAACGACCGUUCUCUGCCGGUAACAUUUCUGCGAAACAAACAACGCUGUUUACAGGAGAGCCCGAAGGGAUCCUGCGUGUCGUCUUUCGAUUGACAGUUAACUGAAUAUCUACCCUUCGAGAUCUUCGCCGAGGAGGAAACAUGGAGAAGAAGAAGAGCAUGGUGGCGUUGCUGGGGCUGAUCCUGUUCUUGAAAUCGUCGAACGUCGAGAGCGGCGUCGACGGGCACUCGUACCCGAGAUACUCGCAUCAUCGGCAGAAGAGAUUCUUUUGGGUAACUAACGACGGUCGGAUCGCUUUACCGCCGGGCACGAUAAUGACCAUCACUCCGACGCUGGCACUGCCAUUCGUUCGGUACCCGCCCUAUGGUUUCCUCAGCAAUAUGACCAUCAGUCUUCCUUUUACCAUCGAUUUCGACAAGCUCGGCUUGACCGACAACGAGAACCCUUACGGCGUCCUGCCGUCCGCGUUCGACGCCACCGCGAGGGAGCAAGGUUCAACCACAGCGGAAUUCAUCGCGGCAUUCGUGAAGCGUGGACUCAGCAAAAGAGAAGCCAUCACAGAUUUACCGAAAAACGCAUUUUACGGCGGUGAAAGGGCUCUUCUGUACAGCACCGCGGAGGACAUGAUCGCAAACUUUGGCCUGAACGGGAAGGCGUGCCUGCUGAGAGCGAUCUGCGAGAUUCAGGGACAUCCCCUGAGCAACUUCGGCUUAAUCGGCGAGAUGCUCAAGCUUUUCUUCACUGCAAGCAAAUCACCGUUCGCGAAUAUUCUAACGGACUACGUGGAGGCAGAGAACAGGGGGAAGUUUCACGGGGAAUGCUGGCCCUAUUUCAAAGACUGCCCAAAGUCACUGUUCCGUUCGUCGGAGAACAGAUACACGAAAGGAUCGCUUCAUGAGAAUACCGACACCGAAAGGAACGAGGUGGACCAGGACAGCAAAGAGGAAUACGUCUCCCCGAUCGAGUCGAUGAAACAAUCGCAGGAGAAAAUUCAAUUGUACACGAAACGCAUGUUACACACGGCAAUGUGAGCGCGUCACACUCGAGCUUCUUACAUUCCAUGGUAAAACGGGGAAACGAUGCAAGUGCGUUAGUCCUGUUUCAGAGACCAAAUCCGUGCGCACAUCGUGUACACUGCCAGUAAAUAUUUAGACAUUGAAAAGUUAACGAUUCCUUUCAAUUGUCUCGUGAAAGUCAUUUGGCGAGCGAAUUCUCAAAAUUAAUGAAAAUAUUCUAAUGAUCGAUGAGUCAAUUAAUUCUCAACUAUAUGGCAAUGUUCUCUAAUUACCAAACCAUUUGACGACAUAUUUCACGCUACACACCGUCUAAUGAGCCGUCAAUGGUACACGCUAAUAUCUUACUGUGAGCCACCGGUGGUACACGCAGUGAACGUGUUAACCCUUUGCACCCCAAAAAUUAUGGAGUAUAAUAUUUAAAUCUCGCGUGAUGCAUUAACAUGUGAAAUAUUCAAAUAAAACAUCUUUCUAAUUUGUAUACGAUUUCUCGCGAAGCCAGUUUCAAGAAAUGUUAACUACGUUCCAUCGGAAAGUGUUGGGUAUUUUUGGUAGAGAACUUUUGAGUUUUCAAACAAUUUUUCUAAUUCACAUCUGCGAACGCAGGGAAUCGUUUUUCUUCGUACUCAGUUUCGUAGACUGAAGUUUGCCCUUUGCAAUGACCCCUCGAACCAUGUGCGAUUUCCUCGAAAAAGUUACAACAGUUCGGAAGGUCGUUAGCUUAUCAUACAAUACUCGAAUACUUUUGGCUGGCAGUGUACGUAGGUAUUUAUAUGUUUACGUAGUCUAGUGUAUCUACCAUGUUUUAUUGACCUAAGUUGCUCAAUGUUACGCGCGAGUACGUGAGCCGCUGUCUCCACUCCCUCCCUCUCCGCCCCUGUUUCGCCAUAUUAUUUUCUAGUAAUUUAUUCUACAACAAUAAUAAGAAGAAAUACCCUUUAACCGUGACACGUUGACCCUUCGCGCUCCAGAGGCGCCUCUAGGUCACUAGAUUCGACAGAACUGUAAACUUUGAUAUUCAACACGUUGAACGCCGCGCGAUUAUAUAAAGCAAAUUACACAGAAUGGAAAAAACAUGAUAUCGAAUCGUUUCAUUGAAUUGCAUUAUUAUUAUCGCACGUUCUAGUUGAACGUCACGAAAUUAGGUAGCAGUAUUUGUAAUAUGGAAAUGUUUAAUAAUCGUCGUUUCAUUGAGCGAACUAUAGUAAUUUAAUUUGGUUGGGGUCUCCGGUGACCCCCGCGGCAUUUAACGUGUUGAUGUUAACACUAGAUUUACGGACGUUUAUUCUAAACUUUAUUGUUUCUAGAAAACUACGGGUUCGUCUAUAUAAAUCGAGAGAAUAACUUCAGAACCAGACUAUUACUAAAUGAAUAAUUAAAAAAU
Messenger RNA from Nomia melanderi (Alkali bee), 3037 nucleotides. RefSeq lists its product as uncharacterized. The record is from RefSeq and is a predicted model, not a curated record. Lineage: Eukaryota; Metazoa; Arthropoda; Insecta; Hymenoptera; Halictidae.